This is a messenger RNA of Amphiprion ocellaris (clown anemonefish), 1161 nucleotides long. RefSeq names its product fibroblast growth factor binding protein 2a (gene fgfbp2a). The record is from RefSeq and is a predicted model, not a curated record. Lineage: Eukaryota; Metazoa; Chordata; Actinopteri; Pomacentridae. The transcript is spliced from 2 exons. The coding region runs from base 54 to 701 and encodes 215 amino acids. Gene Ontology annotation, molecular function: growth factor binding. Gene Ontology annotation, biological process: cell-cell signaling.
CAGCCCAAGCAGUCACAAUCUCCUCCUCUUAAACUCAGCAUCCAUCUGACACCAUGUGGUCCCAGGCUGUAGCUUUGCUGCUUGCCUGCUGCUUCUGGCCCGCUGAGGCUCAGAGUGACGGCAGGAGACAAAGCAUCUGGGAUGAUCCCAUCAGAUUCAGCACCAAGGCUAAGGACGUGUGCACUAUGAGCGUCACUGGUCAUGGGGAAUACACAAAGUUGAGGCUGUCAUGCCAGAGCAACAGGCGUUCCUACUGGUGUGAGUAUGUGGGCAAGCCUCAAACUUGCCGCACUUACAACAAAAAUCCUCGGCACUAUUUCGUCCAGAUGAUGUGGAACCUGAGAAAACUCCACAAUGCCUGCCAGGCACCGAGAGAGAUCAAACCUCAUAUGUGCAGGAAAGCAACCGAUGAAUCUCAGAUGGUCUUUUCAUCUGCUUCCUUCCCUCGACCAUUGGGGACAAGACCAGCAAUGCAGCCUGCAAGACCUCAACCUCCACUUGCGCCUACAAGGCCUGACUCAGCAAGGCAAGCUGCCACAAAGACCAUCCGGGUGCCACAAAGAGUAAAGACCACACAAAGAGCGAGUCCACAACCAACAACACCUCCAGUUGAGAGCACUGGUAAGAGGGUGGCUCGACGGUACUGCUGGAGGUCACUGCAAGGCAUCUGCUCCUUUGUCGUUGGGUUGUUUAGGAAUUAACCAGAAAGAUUUACAAUUCUGAUGAAGAUAACUUCUGAUGUCUGAUUAAAGCAGCCCUUGGAGGGAAAUUCCGGACCAGCAGUUUUUUAGUCUUAGGCAGAAGAACUCCAGCGCCCUCUUCAGGGGAAGCAGUGGUACUGCAGUGACUUUCAAAAACACCGUUUUGACUCAAUCUUACAUCUUCGACCGAGAUCCAGUCUAGAAGAGCUUCAAUACCUUGAUUAAUGUUUUGCAUGAACAACCUGUACAAAAUGGUAAUCCUUUUCCUUGUGAUAAGAUAUGUAUUUAUGUUUGUUUACUUGUAUACAGUCUACUUGCGUCGCUUCAUACUGAAUAUUACAUUGUUGGAAGAGAUCAGUUUUUAUUUUAGACUAAAAGGAAGGGGAUACUAUACUGGUAUAUUUGAUGGAAUAUCAAAAAUGUGAAAAUGUUUUAUUAAAUAUAUAAAUAUGAUUUUCAA